GUCACAUAAUUUCUGUGCCCCUUUGAUAAAAAAAACAAAAAACAAUAUAAUACCAGAAUGGAUGGAUUCUUUGGAAGUUGGAAACUUGUCAAAACUGAAAAUUUCAGUGAAUACUUGACAGCACUUGGUGUUGGAGAGGAAGAGAUCAAUGUUGCCCAAAUAAUUAAACCAACUGUAACCUUUUACAAAGAUGGGGAAUUUAUAGUUCUUAAAACAGAGACCAGCAUUCAUACUGGAGAAGUCUGGUUCAGGCUGGGUGAAGAGUACUUUGAGGUAACCAAGGAUGGCAGACAAUGCAAGAAUGUCAUAACCCUGGACGGAAGCAAACUUGUACAGGUCCAGAAGUGGGACGGUAAACAAAUGACAUUUGUUCGUGAGAUCAAGGGUGCAGACAUGGUCAUGACAGUGAGCUUUGAGAACACUGUAUCCACCCUCACCUAUAAGAAGGUAUAAACAAUGGACCACUAACCAGUCUAGAAGCAUGUUUUAAUGCAAAUAUCCAAUUGUCCUAAAAAUGAGAUUGUUUCCAAAUAUAGAGAUGAGAGGUGUUAUUAGUACAAUUAUAGCUAAAUUUAUUCCAUCACAGACCAAGAAAAAAAUAAAGGCCACAUCAGAUUUUUAAAAAAUGUGUCUGUUUCUAUGUAAUGACAAAUGACUACAAUUCCCACUGGCUUUUGCAGAAAUUAUUAUUAAACCACAAUCUAGUGUUCCAUCUGUUCUUUUGCUUUAUUGCUUAUGCUCUCUGAUUUUGUUUAUGUCCACUCUGGUCCUUUCACUGCUGGUGUCACAAAUACUGAGGUUUUUAUGUAUCAGUACAAGAGCCUUAUCCUAAAAUGGACGAGUGUAAAUUAUGGGUUGAAAUUCUAAUCCGGAGGUUGUUAUGGUCAAAGAAACAUCAAUGGUUGCAUAAAUCUGUUGCUUAGACUCAUGUAUAUAAUGCAGUUUCAGGAAGAUAGGUUGUCUAAGGGUGGAGAGGUGGCUGUUUUUUUUCCUUAAAGAACAUCUUCAGUGCUCAGUUGUUCUAGCAAAGUCCAUUCCCAAACAGUUUGAGUUAAUGCUUCUUAAUAGUAUUUUAUUAAUUCUUUUUUUUUGUCAGUAGCUGGGUACCAGCCUUCCAUCAGCUUGUUUUAUUAGGUAAACGUAAUUGUGAUAUGCUUAAACCGUCUGAGAAAGUAACUAAAAAGUUGACUCUUUGAAUCUUCAGCAAAUUAUAUCAAUGCCCCUGAGGCUACUCUGAUUGGUGUUUACAAACUCCAUAUAUAUUAUUCUAAUGCAUUUUGUAAUGAUCUCACCAUUGUUUGUAGCAUGUAUUUGCAAAAGCCAUUUUAUAAAACUAUAUGGUAUAAUCAGUAAAGUA
This is a messenger RNA of Pangasianodon hypophthalmus (striped catfish), 1357 nucleotides long. Its product is annotated as fatty acid-binding protein, brain-like. Gene Ontology annotation, biological process: fatty acid transport. The transcript has 4 exons. NCBI's taxonomy places the organism in Eukaryota, Metazoa, Chordata, Actinopteri, Siluriformes, Pangasiidae. The record is from RefSeq and is a predicted model, not a curated record. The coding region runs from base 58 to 453 and encodes 131 amino acids. Gene Ontology annotation, cellular component: nucleus; cytosol. Gene Ontology annotation, molecular function: fatty acid binding.